GACAGUUUGUCGUGGCCGGAAGUAUUACGUUUUCAUGUCCGGGUCAGGCUGUGAUUGUUUGGUGUGUGGCGAAGUUUUUAUAUUUAAGUUUUAGCAUCGUGUUCGUGUUUUGGGGAACCCACAAACAUGACUGAGGACGUGCAGAAGCACUCGGUCCACACGCUAGUGUUUCGCUCUUUGAAAAGGACUCAUGAUAUGUUUGUGUCGGAUCAUGCUAAACCAAUAGCGCUGGACGAACAGAGCUUCAAAAUGAAGAUGGCAGUGAAGAUGAAAACCGAGUACAGACCUGUGUUAGACAUGCCUGUGCUGAAAGAGGGCAGAGACAAAGGGCCACUCCAUGCCUCUGAUCCAUAUGGCUUGCCGCAAUACCCACUGCCUGAUACUAGUCCAGAUUACUUGGUGACGGGAACUCAUCCAUACCCAUCUGCUCCAGGAGUGGCCCUCACUGCAGACACACAGAUGCAGAAGAUGCCCAGUGAAGCAGGUGUUCACUCCAUGGCUUUGGCUCUUCCUCCCUCUCAAGCUAGGCAGGAAGCCAGUCGAACUGCAGCCAGUGUGGCGGAUAUCCACAGACAUGCAGGAGGUGCAGAGAGAUCUCACCCCCCACAACACGCACUGUCUCUUAUGGAAGGAGGCACAAAGAGUUCUGGCCUGGUGCCUAGAAAGGCUCCUACCAUGCCCAAACCUCAGUGGCAUCCACCAUGGAAACUGUACAGAGUCAUCAGUGGCCAUCUGGGCUGGGUGAGAUCUAUAGCAGUGGAGCCUGGAAACCAGUGGUUUGUGACUGGAUCAGCAGACAGAACAAUAAAGAUCUGGGAUCUUGCCAGCGGUAAGCUGAAGUUGUCUCUAACGGGUCACAUCAGCACGGUGAGAGGUGUGGCCGUCAGCACACGCAGCCCUUACCUGUUCUCCUGCGGGGAGGACAAACAGGUUAAAUGCUGGGAUCUAGAGUAUAACAAGGUAAUAAGGCACUAUCACGGUCAUCUGAGUGCAGUCUACGACCUUGACCUCCAUCCUACCAUUGACGUACUGGUGACCUGCAGUCGAGAUGCCACAGCAAGAGUUUGGGACAUCAGGACCAAGGCAAAUGUUCACACCCUUUCUGGACACACCAACACAGUGGCUACAGUCAAAUGUCAAAGUGCCGAGCCACAGGUGAUUACAGGAAGUCAUGACACCACCAUUAGACUCUGGGAUCUGAUCGCUGGCAAGACAAGAGCCACACUGACUAACCACAAAAAGUCUGUCAGAGCGUUGGUGCUCCAUCCCAGGCAGUACACCUUUGCCUCUGGCUCUCCAGAUAACAUUAAGCAGUGGAAGUUUCCUGAUGGGAACUUCAUCCAAAAUCUUUCAGGACACAAUGCCAUUAUCAACACACUGGCUGUCAAUUCAGAUGGUGUUCUGGUGUCAGGAGCUGAUAAUGGAACUAUUCACAUGUGGGACUGGAGGACUGGCUACAACUUCCAGAGGAUUCAUGCAGCUGUGCAGCCCGGUUCUCUGGACAGCGAGUCAGGGAUUUUUGCAUGCGUGUUUGAUCAGUCUGAGAGUCGGCUCAUAACAGCAGAGGCUGACAAAACCAUUAAGGUCUACAAAGAGGAUGAAACGGCUACUGAAGAAUCCCACCCAGUCAAUUGGAAACCUGAGAUCCUGAAGAGAAAAAGAUUUUAGGUUUUUUUUUUU
Molecule: messenger RNA, 1680 nt
Organism: Rhinichthys klamathensis goyatoka
Lineage: Eukaryota; Metazoa; Chordata; Actinopteri; Cypriniformes; Leuciscidae
Gene: plrg1
Product: pleiotropic regulator 1
Exons: 15
Coding region: 127-1668 (513 amino acids)
Biological process (GO): mRNA splicing, via spliceosome
Cellular component (GO): precatalytic spliceosome; catalytic step 2 spliceosome; Prp19 complex
Molecular function (GO): protein binding
Source: RefSeq, a predicted model, not a curated record